CCGCGUCAAACGUGCCGGCUAUAGGUUAAAUCCUCCCGCUCCAGGUUUUUGUUGUUUUUCCGGCGUUGCCUCCUGAUCCCGCCUUCAAAAGUGCCAGCGGACCAAUCGGUGGCCCGUGCUCGCCGGGACGCCCGGCGUCGAGGCGCCUCCACGACCACCAACGACUUCGACCUCCGGUGAUAUCUGGACGAUCGGUACAACCUAACGUCGAUCUCUCGCCAGCAGACACCGAGACUUCGAGACGUCAACUGUCGCCGUCGCUUUCCCCGGCGCGGGUACAUUAUAUCAGUUUUAAAACAUAUUUCAUGUUGCCGGAUUUCGAAAAUGAGAAAACUCCUCGGGACUGGUUGAGAUAGUUUUCAUCGGCCGUCGGGAUAAAUCAGUGUACCGUAUAUGAAGAACCAGGUUUCCAAGGUGAAUCGUUCGUUGAAAUUAGUGCGAGGACUAUGGGACAUUUGUUAACUAUUAAGUACACAAAUACUUCAGUCUGGAUAAUAAUUUGACUAUUGUGCUUGAGUGUAGUGUAGUGAAAUUGUCAAGCUUUUGUCGAGUCUUCUGACACGAACAUUGUCUUCUACUUAGAGAAAUGUUUAUCGAAUCACAAUGAACGGUACGACAUCCGUUACAACUCCGGAGGAGCAUCAGCAUCAACAUCAGCAACCGCAAAGUGAACCACCCCCAGAUCAUCCAAGAAGUCCUACUAGUCCUCUAAGUAUACGACAUGACUCGGGCGACAGCAGCGUUAUCUCCCCAGGAUUACCGGAACGGUAUAGCCCGCUGGGAGCGUCGGGUUCGACCUCGAGUCACGAUCCUUACCUCUCGAGGUCUGUGCAAGAAUGUCCAGUUCCACUUUGUCGAGGAAUACCCACAGAUUUCCCGCUAGCGAGGUCGCCGUACUUAACCGCUUUGGGAAACGGUCACCCUCAUCUUUUGGGCCAAGUGCAACAACAGCAACAGCAACAGCAGCAACAGCCGCAGCAACAGCAGCAAAUGCAACCACAACAUGGUACCAAGCCACCACGUAGUCUCGGUUUGAUAUGCGUAGUGUGCGGCGAUACCAGUUCCGGGAAACAUUACGGAAUUCUGGCUUGCAACGGGUGCAGCGGAUUUUUCAAGAGAAGCGUCCGACGAAAGCUGAUUUACAGAUGUCAAGCUGGUACUGGGAGAUGUAUCGUGGACAAAGCUCACCGAAAUCAGUGUCAAGCGUGCCGUUUGAAGAAAUGUAUGCAGAUGGGAAUGAAUAAAGACGAACAUGUCUAUUCCACUUCAUGGAUGCUGCAUGCGGUACAGAAUGAACGACAACCCAGAAACACUGCCACUAUUAGGCCAGAGGCUCUCGUCGAGAUGGACCAGGAACGCGCACUUCGAGAGGCCGCGGUCGCCGUCGGUGUUUUUGGGCCACCUGUGUCUUUGGCUAUGGCGAGAUACACAACACCAUUACCUUUGCCCACUGUCGCGCCGACGACAAACUCAACAAAUCCUGCAACACCACCUCGACAGGAUAAUGACGAUGGAAAUGGAUCUGAGGACAGUAUAGACGUGACGAAUGAGGAACCAUUAACACCCCAAAGAAGCGGUUGCACACAAAUUCCACCUGUGAUUCCCUCGCUGUACUCACCUGCUAGUGCUGAAACUGUGUACGAAACCAGUGCCAGAUUGCUGUUCAUGGCUGUAAAGUGGGCGAAGAAUCUUCCGUCUUUCGCGAGUUUACCUUUCAGAGAUCAGGUGAUACUUCUCGAAGAGGCCUGGUCGGAACUUUUCCUUCUGAACGCAGUACAGUGGUGCCUUCCACUCGAAUCGUCGCCCCUUUUCAAUUCCGCGGAACUAACUGCUCUGACUUUGUCGCCGCAUCCGCACCCUCACCCUGGGAUCCAUAUGCAAACCACCACCGGCAAGCCAAGUCAGGUGGCAGCAGAUGUGAGGCAUUUGCACGAUACCUUACAAAGAUACAAAGCUGUCAUGGUUGAUCCGGCUGAAUUCGCCUGCAUGAAAGCCAUCGUAUUGUUUCGUCCAGAAACUCGUGGCUUGAAAGAUUCCAGUCAAAUAGAAAAUCUUCAGGAUCAAGCACAAGUAAUGUUAGGCCAGCACGCUAGAGCACAGCAACCAGCGAGUCCUGCACGAUUCGGCAGACUGUUGCUGUUGCUGCCGUUGCUGAGGACAGUGCCAGCGUCAAGGGUGGAAUUAAUAUACUUUCAUAGAACGAUCGGCAACACACCAAUGGAAAAAGUCUUGUGUGACAUGUAUAAAAAUUAAUAAGAAUCCUGAUCAGUUCUUAAAAUUGGAACGAAUCAAUCUACCGAAGCUCUUUAAAAAUGGAUUUUUCUAUAGUGUCACAUUAAGGAUACAAAUACGGGAAAUUCCAUUGGCAUCAAGGGUAUUCGAAAUAAAUCUCUAAGAUAUUUGAUUGAUUCUGUGAUACGUUCCACUUUCUUUUGAAUUAAGUAUAAACUUGUAUUAGAAUGAGCAGUGAAUAUGUUUGAAAACGAGGGAAUUAGCGAAGUGAACGUAUGCAAAUUUAAUCAAAGUUUCUUUGUAAUACUGUCUCGUAAAAUACAAUGUAGACAACAAAAGAUUUUCUUUUGUGAAAGGAUCUCUGUAACAUUGCACUGAUUUAAGAGCAGCGUAGGUGUUAAAAAUUCGACGUCUACGCGGAAGAAAAUCAGAGAGUAUUAAUAAGCAAUUGAACUGACCAAAUAGUCGGUAGUACUUGAUACGAGUCAGUUAUUUAAGACGUCUGUACGAAUGGUUUGGCCUAAGGACGAAGCCCCAAACAUGACCCUUUAAUUACAAUCUUCGACCUGUGCUAGUGAUCUCUUUUCACCACUACACGGGUAUCGAGUAACGACAGAUCCUUGAAGAAAGGUAACGAAACAAGGCGUCCAGUCUUUUAAAUGGUUCAACGGUAUCUAAGUGAAACGAUGGAUACUCAGUUCCGAUAUAAAGAUAUAAAUAUAUAUAUAUAUAUACACUAUUUAUUAUAGAAACGUUUAUCGAACAUUAGGUUCGACAUGUUGACCAAGUCGUUUUAACUUUCAAUUCUUAAGUAGACAAUUUUAUACGGAGCACUAAAUUUUAUAGAUUUGGAGUUAAUAGCAAGAGAACUUUUAUUUGAUUCGAUCACUGUUUUCCUGUUAAGUUCUAUUAUUUAUAUUCUGAAAAUGUAUGAAAGAUAAAACGUUUUGAAGAUAGAGAUAAAUAAGGUGAACUUUCGGACAGCUGUAAAAAGAUACACAUGUGCUUCUCUUGUAUAUUUCGUGUUGUGAUACUAUUUGCUGUAAAAGUCUAGAUACUGAAUCACGUGACGUAUAUUGUAACAAUAACGUAAUCACUUGUAAUAAAAGUACAUAAGACUAAAAAUUAUAGAGCGGCAGAUUAAUAACCCUACUCUCGAAUGAAAAUUAAGUCUGCCUUUCCAUGCCACUAAUCUCGUUGGUGGAGUGAUUCUGCUCCUCUGAUGAAAGUCAAAGAUCCCGAACCAGAAACUACUUUAAUUUCUGUUUAUUUAAUGGAGGGUAACACCGAGCGACUCCCAGCAAAGCGAAAUUUGACGCUAACCCCGGGUCACGGUGGUUGUUGCAUGAACGUACAUAUUUAUUUAUCACCGUAUAAUCCCUGAUUUUCCUUGGGGGGUUUUGCC
Molecule: messenger RNA, 3637 nt
Organism: Ceratina calcarata
Lineage: Eukaryota; Metazoa; Arthropoda; Insecta; Hymenoptera; Apidae
Product: photoreceptor-specific nuclear receptor
Exons: 10
Coding region: 604-2253 (549 amino acids)
Biological process (GO): regulation of DNA-templated transcription
Molecular function (GO): zinc ion binding; sequence-specific DNA binding; DNA-binding transcription factor activity
Source: RefSeq, a predicted model, not a curated record